AUGCAUAAUUCUUCUGAAGAUUUAAAAAUUUACCUGGCCAAUAUAUCGUUUGCCCUUAUAGACAGAGGAGACUACCUCAAAGCAUCCUUUUCUAUAAUUCUGUCCGUGAUUCCUUUAAUCCUUAACACUGGUCUGCUGUCAGUUUAUAUUAUUCAUCGUGACCUUUGGGUGCCGUAUGAUAUGUACUUUCUCUCCCUGCUCAUCGCCAACAUUCUUUUCCAUGGGAUCGAGGCUCCGUUCAACGUUCUCAUGGACAUACACCCGGGUUACCCGUUGGGUGUCACCGGGUGUAUGGUGUUCAUCUACGGAGUGUGUGGUAUUGCCGCCGUGCAGAUGCUGACGCACGCUGCGAUCGCUCUCAACCGCAUAUGGGCACUCUGGAUGCCAAUAUCAUUCCAUCGCCAGCACAGCUUCAAAACCGCCAUCAUCAUCAACGGUGUCGUUUGGUUUAUAGCGCAUGCCAUUGACUUGCCGGCAGCAGUUAUGGACAUUGUGUUUUAUCGACGUCCGCUGGAGAUUAUUGACUGCUUCUGGUUUGAAGCGGGAGCAGCGCACGCGGCUGAGAAAAUCUCCAUGGCGAUUAAUGAGAUUCUGGCUUCGAUAUGUUUUUUAAUUACGCUGUUGUCUUUUCCGCUGAUACUGUGGAAACAACGCGAAAGGUCACUGUGGCGGAAACAAAUCGGUGUGCGGGCCACUUUACAGAAAGGUCACGGAGUGGCUGUGCGGAAGGCCAGCAGCGAUUCUAUGGAAAGGCAUUCGUGCAUCUUCAUGGCGGCUUUGACGCUAAGUUUAUCGGUGUUUUGGGGACCUUUUAUCAUCUAUCUGGCCUUUGCGAUUUCACAUGGUCAUGAAUAUCCAGAAGUCGAAGAGAUAGCAGCAAGGAUUUUUAAUUGUCAGUCGAUCGCCGAUCCGGUGCUCAUUAUAUAUGCACUGCCUAAUUGGAGAAAGCGUGUAAAAGAAACUUUCUGUAAACGUUUUGGAUAG
This is a messenger RNA of Paramacrobiotus metropolitanus, 984 nucleotides long. RefSeq names its product melanopsin-like. The transcript has a single exon. Gene Ontology annotation, cellular component: membrane. Lineage: Eukaryota; Metazoa; Tardigrada; Eutardigrada; Parachela; Macrobiotidae. Gene Ontology annotation, molecular function: G protein-coupled peptide receptor activity. The record is from RefSeq and is a predicted model, not a curated record. Bases 1 to 984 code for a protein of 327 amino acids. Gene Ontology annotation, biological process: neuropeptide signaling pathway.